AUGGUGCUGCCCAUGUCGCUGCUGCGCACAGCGCAGAAUCAGCCCAUGAUGGUGGAGCUGAAGAACGGUGAGACGUACAGUGGAGUGCUCGCAUCUUGUGACGGUUUUAUGAAUCUCCACAUGCGCGACAUCGUGUGCACCUCUCGCGACGGCGAGCGCUUCUGGAAGAUCCCCGAGUGCUAUGUCCGUGGCAACAGCAUCAAGUGCCUAUAG
This is a messenger RNA of Prorocentrum cordatum, 213 nucleotides long. Lineage: Eukaryota; Dinophyceae; Prorocentrales; Prorocentraceae. The record is from the annotation of a GenBank genome assembly.